Molecule: messenger RNA, 501 nt
Organism: Knipowitschia caucasica
Lineage: Eukaryota; Metazoa; Chordata; Actinopteri; Gobiiformes; Gobiidae
Source: the annotation of a GenBank genome assembly
AUGGACAAUAACAACACCAUGGACAAUAACAACACCAUGGACAAUAACAACACCAUGGACAGUAACAACACCAUGGACAAUAACAACACCAUGGACAAUAACAACACCAUGGACAGUAACAACACCAUGGACAAUAACAACACCAUGGACAGUAACAACACUAUGGACAAUAACAACACCAUGGACAAUAACAACACCAUGGACAGUAACAACACCAUGGACAAUAACAACACUAUGGACAGUAACAACACCAUGGACAGUAACAACACCAUGGACAGUAAGGUGUUGGUCCACUGUGCGAUGGGCCUGAGCCGCUCCUGUGCUCUGGUUCUGGGGUUCCUGAUGAUCCAUGAGGGCCUGACGCUGGAGCAGGCGCUGAAGGCCGUGAGCGAACACAGAAACGUCUGCCCCAACAACGGCUUCCUGGAGCAGCUCAGGGCGCUGGACUCCAGACUGCACUGCGGGUCUUCAGUCCGACACAGACACAAGAGCUGCUGCUAG